ACAGUGGUGGUGCUGUACCAAGAUGGCUGUUCGGGGAGCGGAGAGCUGAGGAGGAGGAAGUAUAGCACCCUAAUUGAUUCAGAUACAGCGUUUGAAUGGUAAAGCUGACAAAGAAAGGGCUUGAGAGGGUAUUUUUAUGUCACAAAGAACCGUGACAUGCAAUAGCUUAGACAGGGACCUGACUCUUAACUAUUUAUAAAGGCUAGAGACCGAUAUCUAUUCUGAUUGAAGGAACGGAGCCGGUGGAAGACAUCUGGGAACGAUCAUAGAACUGAGAUGUCAUUGCUGUGUGUUGGAGUGAAGAAAGCCAAACUCGAUGGAUCCCAAGAGAAAUUUAACACCUAUGUGACGCUGAAAGUGCAGAAUGUCAAGAGCACCACCAUUUCAGUGCGGGGUGCCCAGCCAUGCUGGGAGCAGGACUUCAUGUUCGAGAUCAACAGGCUGGACCUGGGGCUGACGGUUGAAGUGUGGAACAAAGGGUUAAUCUGGGACACAAUGGUGGGCACUUUGUGGAUCCCCCUGGGAGACAUCCGCCAGUCCAAUGAGGAGGGGCCGGGACAGUGGCUGACACUGGACUCUCAGGUCAUUAUGGCUGAGAAUGAGAUCACCGGCACCAAAGACCCCACUUUCCACCGCGUCUUGCUGGACACCCGUUUCGAACUGCCGUUAGACAUUCCAGAGGAUGAGGCGCGGUACUGGGCCAAAAAACUGGAGCAGCUUAACGCCAUGAGGGACCAGGAUUACACAUACCAAGAGGAGCAGGAGAGACCGCUACAAGCACCAUCAACACAAUGCUGUAACUGGAGUCUCUGGGGAGACCAGCAAAACGAGGACCCAGACAGCGCGGUGGAUGACAGAGACAGCGACUAUCGCAGUGAGACCAGUAACAGCAUCCCUCCACCCUUCUACACCACGUCCCAGCCCAACGCCUCCAUGCAUCAGUACCCCAUGCAGAGAGACCAUCACUACUCCUCGCACACCUCCUACAACGACUCCAUCCACGAUCUGGACUACGACAACCGGAGAGCCCUGAGACGCUAUGAUAGUUUAGACUCGGCCACCAACGGGCGCAGCGAUCUUGAUUCGGCCUCAGGUUCGAGCCGGCACACCAGCCGCCAGUACUCUCUAGACAGUAGGCACUCGCUCUCCGAUAGCCCGACAGGCAGCAGUCACUAUGCGUCUUCUGGGGAGCUGAGUCGAGGCAGCUCUCAGCUCAGUGACGAGUUUGGCCCGGAGGAGGACGGGAGCCUCCGGGGCUCCGUGGAGCUGUACGAUGAGAACGACUCCUACCACUCCUGCCACUCCUCCGUCAGCUACGGCAGGGAUUCGGCCGGCUGGGACCCCGAGGCCCCCGAGGGGGUUUACAGUGACGACGGAGGCUACGUCAAAGAUGGCGGAGAGGAGGAGGCUAUUUACGACGAUGAGGAAGGUGAGCUCUACGAGCCCGAGGACGGAGAGUACCGCUACGGGGAAGAGGAGGAGAUGGUGUAUGAGGAAGAUGAAGACAUCUACCCUCUGGAGGGCACACUCAGUGAGGACCAGGAGUUGCCCUACACCCCAAUCAGCACGGCCUCCACCCUGGCCCCAGAGGCCCCCAUCGCCAGGCCCCCUCUAGAGAAACAGGCUUCUCUGAGAGAACAGCAGCCCCAGCCCCCCACCUUGGCAAGCUCCUCCCCAGAAGCCACCACCCAGGCCGAGACCACGCCCCCUAUCCAGGCCCCUGUUACCACAACCUCCACCAAGCCACCCUUUACCCCCAUGAUCCAUCCAUCCCUGGCCCAGCCACAGAUCCCCACUGCCCAGACCCCAGCUCCCCAGACCCCUGCCCCAGAAACACAGGCUCCAGUUUUGGAUGCCCAUGAUGUUGUCCUCCAAGACCUGCAAAAGGAGGAGACCCAGCCUCUAGAAGAUGUGAUCCCUGUCAAGGAGAGCCCCCCAGCAGAAGUCCCCCCAGAGAAGAUUGAGACCCCAGUUGUCAGUUAUCAGAGGCCUGUCAUGGAGCCUGGGCCAGACAGGGCCCGGGCCAACUGGCAACGCCUCUGUAGCAAGAUCCGGCUACAACUGCAGCAGGCACGAGGGGAGUCGGUUGGGAUUUGCUCUCUGUUGCUGUCUGCAGGGGUGGGCGGAGCGCUGUAUAGUAUUGACAGCAUGCCAGACCUCCGCAAGAGGAAAGCCAUGCCACUGGUUAGAGACCUGGUUGGUGCAAUGUCUCUUGCUCAGAACUCCCGGAAGGCCGGGAUCACAUCAGCAAUGGCGUCCAGCACUCUCAAUAACGAGGAACUGAAGAGUCAUGUGUACAAGAAGACCCUCCAGGCUCUGAUCUAUCCCAUCUCCUGCACCACGCCCCAUAACUUCGAAGUGUGGACGGCCACCACACCCACCUACUGCUAUGAGUGUGAGGGUCUGCUGUGGGGUAUUGCUCGUCAGGGCAUGAGGUGCACCGAGUGUGGGGUCAAAUGUCACGAUAAGUGCCAGGAUCUACUCAAUGCUGACUGCCUGCAACGGGCAGCAGAGAAGAGUUCCAAACAUGGGGCAGAGGACCGAACACAGAACAUCAUCAUGGUUCUGAAGGACAGGAUGAAGAUCAGAGAGAGGAACAAGCCAGAGAUCUUUGAGCUGAUCCAGGAGGUUUUUGCUGUGGUCAAGUCCACCCACGUCACCCACAUGAAGCAGAUCAAACAGAGUGUACUGGACGGAACAUCCAAGUGGUCGGCCAAAAUCAGCAUCACAGUGCUGUGUGCACAGGGCCUCCAAGCCAAGGAUAAGACUGGCUCCAGCGACCCAUAUGUCACGGUUCAGGUGGGCAAGACCAAGAAGAGAACCAAGACCAUCUAUGGCAACCUCAACCCUGUCUGGGAGGAGAACUUCAACUUUGAGUGCCACAACUCCUCGGACCGAAUCAAGGUGCGGGUCUGGGACGAGGAUGAUGACAUCAAGUCCCGGGUGAAGCAGAAAUUUAAACGGGAGUCCGAUGACUUCCUGGGUCAGACAAUCAUCGAGGUUCGCACACUGAGCGGAGAGAUGGACGUCUGGUACAACCUGGACAAGCGCACAGACAAGUCGGCCGUGUCUGGUGCUAUCAGGAUGCACAUCAAUGUAGAGAUCAAAGGAGAAGAAACUGUCGCUCCAUACCAUGUCCAGUACACCUGUCUGCACGAGAACCUCUUCCACUACAUCACAGAUAUCCAGAGCUCUGGUGUUGUGAAGAUCCCUGAUGCUAAAGGAGAUGAUGCGUGGAAGGUGUACUUUGAUGAGACGCCUCAGGAGAUAGUGGAUGAGUUUGCGAUGCGCUACGGAGUUGAGUCCAUCUACCAGGCUAUGACUCACUUUGCCUGCCUGUCGUCUAAAUACAUGUGCCCAGGGGUGCCCGCAGUAAUGAGCACACUGCUGGCAAACAUCAACGCCUAUUAUGCCCACACUACCCAGGCCACCAACAAUGUGUCUGCCUCUGACCGCUUUGCUGCCUCAAACUUUGGGAAAGAGAGAUUUGUGAAGCUUCUGGAUCAACUCCACAACUCCCUCAGGAUUGACCUGUCCAUGUACCGGAAUAACUUCCCAGCUAGCAGUCCUGAGAGACUGCAGGAUCUCAAAUCUACUGUGGACCUACUGACCAGCAUCACCUUCUUCAGGAUGAAGGUCCAGGAGUUACAGAGCCCCCCCAGAGCCAGUCAGGUGGUGAAGGACUGUGUCAAGGCCUGCCUCAACUCCACCUACGAAUACAUCUUUAACAACUGCCAUGAACUCUACAGCAGAGAGUACCAGACAGACCCGGCCAAGCCAGGAGUGCUGCCUCCUGAAGAGCAAGGUCCCAGCAUCAAGAACCUGGACUUCUGGUCCAAACUCAUCACCCUCAUCGUCUCCAUUAUAGAAGAGGACAAGAACUCCUACACACCCUGCCUCAACCAGUUUCCUCAGGAGCUUAACGUGGGUAAAAUCAGUGCAGAGGUGAUGUGGAACCUGUUUGCUCAGGAUAUGAAGUAUGCCAUGGAGGAGCAUGAAAAGAACCGCCUGUGUAAGAGUGCAGAUUACAUGAACCUGCACUUCAAAGUCAAGUGGCUGUACAAUGAAUACUGCAAAGAUCUGCCCUUCUUCAAGAGCCGUGUGCCGGAGUACCCAGCGUGGUUUGAGCCAUUUGUCAUCCAGUGGUUGGACGAGAACGAGGAAGUGUCUCGAGACUUCUUGCACGGUGCACUGGAGAGGGACAAAAAGGAUGGGUUCCAGGUGACAUCAGAACAUGCUCUCUUCUCCUGUUCUGUCGUUGAUGUCUUCUCUCAGCUCAACCAGAGCUUUGAGAUCAUCCGCAAACUGGAGUGCCCUGACCCCCAGAUUGUAGGCAACUACAUGAAACGCUUCGCCAAGACAAUUGGCAACGUUCUCCUGUCCUAUGCCGACAUCAUCUCCAAGUGCUUUGCUAACUAUGUCACCAUGGAGAAAGUGCCAUGUAUCCUGAUCAACAACAUCCAACAGCUCAGAGUUCAACUAGAGAGGAUGUUUGAGGCCAUGGGAGGCAAGGAUCUGUGCAAGGAGGCCAGCGACUUCCUGAAAGACCUACAGGUCAAGCUGAACACUGUCAUGGAUGAUCUCAGCAGGAUAUUUUCCGUCAGUUUCCAGCCCCAGAUUGAGGACAAUGUGAAGCAGAUGGGAGACAUCCUCAGCCAGGUGAAGGGGACCAAUGUGGGGGCGAACAACUGCAGCAGUGUGGCUCAGGACGCUGACAACGUGCUGCAGCCUAUUAUGGACUUCCUGGACAGCAACCUGACACUGUUUGCAAAGAUCUGUGAGAAGACAGUGCUGAAACGUGUUCUGAAGGAGCUGUGGAAGCUGGUGAUGAACACUAUGGAGAAGACCAUCGUCCUGCCUCCGCUCACGGACCAGACGAUGAUUGGGAGGGUGAAGCUUGCUUGUCACAGUGAUGGAACUCAGUUAAUUUCCAAUGCAGCCAAGCAGCUGGGACAGCUGUCCAAGAUAAAGGAGCACAUGGGUCGUGAGGAGGCCAAGGCUCUGUCCCCUAAGCAGUGCGCUGUGAUAGAACUGGCCUUGGACACGAUCAAGCAAUACUUUCAUGCUGGUGGGGUGGGUCUGAAGAAGACCUUCCUUGAAAAGAGUCCCGACCUGCUCUCACUACACUACGCCCUGUCCCUCUACACCCAGGCCACAGACAAACUCAUCAAGACCUUUGUUUCAACUCAGAAUGCACAAGUUUUCAACGGAAAGGGGGUGAGGUUCACGACUAAUGAGGAUGUGUACCCAGAGAAGGGCACUGGUGUGGAUGAUGCUGUUGGAGAGGUUUCGAUCCACGUGGAGAUAUUCACCCACCCCAACACUGGAGAGCACAAAGUCACAGUCAAAGUGGUGGCUGCCAAUGACCUGAGGUGGCAGACCACAGGGGUGUUCAGACCCUUCGUGGAGGUCUACAUCAUUGGUCCUCAUCUGGCUGAUAAGAAGAGGAAAUAUGCCACCAAGUCCAAGAACAACAGCUAUGCCCCGAAAUACAAUGAAACAUUCACAUACACGCUCAGUAAUGAAGUGGGCACGGAGUGUUACGAGUUGCAGGUGUGUGUGAAAGAUUACUGUUUCGCCCGGGAGGACCGCACAGUGGGCAUGGCCGUAUUGCAGUUGAAGGACAUGGCCUCUAGGGGCAGCGUGGCGUGCUGGCUACCUCUUGGUAAACGGAUCCACAUGGACGAGACGGGCCUCACCGUCCUUCGCAUCCUGUCCCAACGCAACAACGACGAUGUGGCAAAGGAGUUCGUCAAACUCAAGUCCGACCAGCGUUCCCCUGAGGAAGGCCGCGGAUGAGAGGGGGAGCAAUUUGCUCAACGCCAUCGUCAGUCUGGAAGAACCUUCUACCGACUGGCUGCAGGCAAAACCACUGCUCUGGUGUUGUAGUCGAGUUCAAGCACAGAGAAAAAGUUCAUUACUACAACAUUGUACAUAUUACUCAUUGCAGAGGACAUACAAUACAAUCUACAGGAUGUGCCACAGUUGUCUUGAGAGCACUAAUUUCUUUAUUUUGACUACGAUAGAUCAUUUGAUAAUACACCGCCGGCCAAUAUAUUACAACAGAUCCACAUAAUCUAAUUAAUAUAAUAUUUUUGCUUUCUUUAUUUCUCUCCCUCUGUCCAUUUUCUAUAGCAUAUUAGGCCAAAUCUAUUAUCCAUUGUCAUUUGAACUACAAAUAUACAUAGUUGAACUGUAAAUUGACAACAUCAAAUAGUUCACUGCAUAGGCAUCUAAAUGGUCCGGGAAAUAAGGUUCUUGUAGCUUUGAAGCUCUUGAACUCAUCUAUUACAUUACCUACACUUUGCCUUCCUUCGUAUUGAUUAUAAUAGUGCCCAUGGAUCAAUCAAUAACAUUAUGCCAAGUCAAGUCCUGAGCACAAGUAAACAGGCCCAACUGGGUACAUUCCAAACAGUCAGGUUUACACACUGGUUUGUCAUACUAUUUCAGCGAGUUGUCCAAUAUAGGUUCAAUUCUGAAUAUUUUCUAAUUUCCCCCAUGAAAUAUUUACAGGACAGCAGGCUGGACUAUUUGGAAUAUGGAUUCAAAUGUUUAUAUAUAUAACUAUUACAUAUAUUAUAGAUUAUAUGUGUAUUUAAUAGGAGGAUAUUAUUGGCCUAUAGAUGUUCUAUUUAAAGACUAUGAAGACUUUGCUCUAGAAAGAGUGUCUUUGUCCACAUGUCUCUGUCUGUCUCUAAGUAUGUUUACCCUGUUACAGAGCACACUGCCUGAAACCCUCAAAUGCCUUGUCUUGUCAACACUGCUGUCUGUCUUCUGUACAUAGUGAGAACUACCUGAUGAAGACGAGCCUUGCAGCACUGUGAUUCAUCAGUGUGUUUGUUGGUGUGCGUUGGAUCCAGAGAAAAAUAGAAAUGAGUGUGUGUAUAUAUGUACUUUAUGUAUGUGUGUAUACUGUCUGUAUGUGUAUUCAUAGAUUGUGUGCUAUGUCAAUACUGUUUUGAACAUUCCUUUUGGGGAUGACCAACUGAGAAGUCUCCUCAGUGGGAGCUGAGGAAGAUUUGGUCCGAGGUGCAUUACUAAGACUUGAAAACACGUUAGCGCCUCUAAAGAAUUCAAAUAAUUAGGAGCUAAUCCUUUGAUCAUUAUUUUGAUGUCAUGAAGAAGAUUUUAGAUGCAGUAUAACGUUAAAGGGGCCCUAUGCAAGAUUUUUACUGAACUACUUGCAUAAUUGACCAUAAGACAUUAAGUACAUGUUUAUAAUAAUUUUUUCUACAAAAUGUUUCCUAAUGCCCGAGAUAAUCUCCAUUUAAACGUUCUCAUUGGUCCUCCGGUCAGGUUGAAUUGACUUGUAUUGUCCUCAUGCCUUUCUGUACUAUCCAGAAGAAUAGCAAGGGAAAUGGGGGAGGAGAAAUGUUGUGUUAUUGUUUAAAUUCAGUCUUGUAAACGUUAGAGGCAGGAUUCUACAUAGUGCCCCUUUAGCUGGCUAAUUCAUAUUAAGUGGAGUCCACUGACUGUUAGCUAGCUAACGUUAGCAUUGCUAGCUAUUCUUGGAGGAAUUUGCUAGCUAAUGACAACAUUGCCAUUUGUCAAAGGAUAUUUGAUGACAUCAAGAUGACGGCAACGUUGUUUGCAACUAAAUAUUAGCCUACUAUAGCAAUGUCUUUGUAUUUCCAAGCACCUAUGGUGUAGUAAAACAGGGGCUAAAUGGUAAUUAGCCCCGGUUUCAAUUAAUUUGCCCCAACUUGCGGUCAAUGUGUCUUAUAAUGUUAGGGCCUAGGCAAAGGCAAGACCGAGUGAUGGAGGUGCAAUCUGUGAACAUGGCCAUAGGCCAUGUCCAUGAAUACUGUCUGUAUGCAUGUAUAUACUGUCUGUACGCAUGUAUAUACUGUCUGUAUGCAUGUAUAUACAGUCAGUAUGUGUGAAUGUACUGUCUGUAUGUGUGAAUACUGUCUGUAUGCUUUGAUGUUAUUAUGUUGACCUUGUGUAUUCACCAGUGUUGCCUGUUUGUUUUAUUGUGUAAAUCACAAAGAGCCAUCAGGAGCAGAGCACACAAUAUAGAUGAAGGAUGCAUAGUCUACAGUAGAUGAAGAUUAUUUGAAUGUCCUAAGUGUCUUUUACUUGGGGGUGUGGAAGGUUUAUUGCUUGUUUGAUCGGAAACAUUCCGUGGGCUGUACAGUACUCAGCAAACGGGAAGUCUUAAUUACUUCUUUUUGUUAGCAGAGUGGUGAAUGAACAGAGCUCAAUGUAUUUUGCCUUGGAAAACAGUAACCUCCUGUCCCUCCCUCCAACUCUCUGAUCAAUAAUUGUCAGGGUGGGGGAGAGCAGUUACGCAGAAACAACAAAGACAUUUCGUAAAACGUGCGGUACUACACCAACAUAUUGUCAAAUGAUGUCAGGCCAUAGGUGACCCUCUCUGCUGAGGAGGCACACGUGACUUUUUACCUUUUACCUAAGAUGGCCUCUAACCAGGCUGUCUGGUCCUGGGACUGAACACACAGGGCCUGUCCUCAAGGGCUACAGUGCCAGUCCUGCCCUCUCCAGUAGUGAGACCUGCCAUACAUAGGUGACUGAGACAGGACCAGAAAGGAUGUGUAUGUGAUCGUUUGCUGAUGUGUUCAUCUCAUGUUUUGUAAAUCUCAUAACGUCCUCUGUGGCAUGGCUCGGGCAUUUUGAAGGGCACACAGAAAGCAUGCACAUGGUGCCUCCUGGGUACUGGUCAGUAGUUUUUAAUGCACAUGGUAACUAGGCUGUAUCCAGUACCAUUCCAGGACCAACGGUUGUGAGGCUACACCUGACUGCUUUACUACCAGGAGAUCCCCUCUAGGUUUUAGUCCAUCAGCCCCAGGUACCAGUUACAUAGACAAGGCUUAGCUAACUACUUAGACUGUAAGUUGCUGUCUUUGCCAAUUAACUUGUUAACGUGUUUACCUAAUGGCCCAGCCCUGAAAAGCACUUAAAACUGUAAAUACAACAGAUUUUUUUAUGUGGUUCCCCUAUUUAAACUUGUACAACUUGACUCUAUGCAUCUAAUCAGUACAAUUUCUAUGUAGAUUAGUUGGUUUUAAUCAGUCCUAUAAUGUUUACAUUAUUAUCAACAGUGUUUUGGUCAAGUGAUGUAAAUGCUGUUUUGAAAAGGCCCAGGUUACAGGCCAGUAGCUGAUAACAGCUAAAUAUGAAGAGUUGCGUCAACAGGUUUUGGCUGGAAUUCUUUCAAACCCUGUAUUGCAAUGUUUACACAGUUUCUAUAAUUUAACAAUAUAAAUUCUGAAAUGAAUCCCAGCCCUACUGUGUAAAUACUGCAAUGUGGAAUUGACUGAAUUGAGCAUUUAGAGAGGAUGAAUAACAUGCUCUUUAGGGUUGUGGGCAUUGUAAAUAGUACAUCUCUACCAAACACAAAAUAUCUAUACACUAAAUGAAGUGAAGCUGCUACUUAAGUGAACUUGAAUCAUGCUGUGGCUGGAUAUUGGAUGGGCAUUGGACGUGGAUCUCCAAUGGGAGAUGGGGGUCUAUAGGCCAUGAAUACACAGCCUGACAGGCUGUUGUAAUGUAACUAUAUAGCAGCUGUAGCAAGGAAUGGUACAAAUCGUAUUUAUUGCUGUUGACAAUGACACUAAUUCCAUCCUAAAACAGAAACCAUUCCUUUUCAGAUGUGUGCUUGGAGGUAAAAAAAACAACAAACAGAUCGCAUCCUUUCAGGUUGGCAUGUAAUACAGAAAUGCACGGAGGCAUGAUACAGAGUUAUAGAAGAAGCACAAACACAGACAGAACCAGAUAAACAUGCAUGUACUGUCACUUACACACCAAAGGCAUACACAUGGGCCGUGUUCAAGAGCAUUGAGUAACUGACAAGUAGGGUUGAGGGGUUUGUCGAGCUGUCCGUUUUGGGUCAGUGUUCAAACACGAGCACACAGUGAUGCCUGCCCUGUACAUAGGAAGCAGUGCAUGAUGGGAAACAUUUAUUGUGCCAGCACGCAUUUAUUUGAUGUUAUAUUUGCCAGUUGUUGUCUUUAUUUUGAUAUUUUAAUAUUAUUUUCUAUUUUUCAGAGGUUUGUGAAUAUAUAAAUAUGUAUUACUGAUGAUGUGUAGUGGUACAAAGUACUCGCAUGAGAAUUUUUUUAUACUGAAGAUGUUUCUAAUUUUU
This is a messenger RNA of Esox lucius (northern pike), 10102 nucleotides long. It is a transcript of the gene unc13a, whose product is annotated as unc-13 homolog A (C. elegans). The record is from RefSeq and is a predicted model, not a curated record. The transcript is spliced from 45 exons. Bases 277 to 5799 code for a protein of 1840 amino acids. NCBI's taxonomy places the organism in Eukaryota, Metazoa, Chordata, Actinopteri, Esociformes, Esocidae. Gene Ontology annotation, biological process: synaptic vesicle maturation; neuromuscular junction development; synaptic vesicle priming. Gene Ontology annotation, cellular component: terminal bouton; synaptic vesicle membrane; plasma membrane. Gene Ontology annotation, molecular function: calcium ion binding; phospholipid binding; calmodulin binding.